UUACGCAAAUCUUACGAGAGGACCGCCUUUAAAGCUAUCACACUCCGCCUCCCUGUGCUGCAUUGAGAGGCCGCUUGAGACUACUGCUCCUGCUAGACACACAGACUUCGCCGAGGCUCGCUCAGUCAGUCGAACCUUCUCUUCAAAACGAUGGACAACUCGUAUCCACUCAUGGACGACGGCACGCGCGCCGACUAUCGCAAGGGAGGCGACAUGCAGCCCGGGUACGGGGCUCCACCUCUCUCUCAGCCACAGGUGAUCUUGGUGCCCCAAGGAGACCGUUCGCCGGCUGCUGGCAUCCGAGAUUUCUUCUCCUGGUCACUCUUCAACAUGGUCUACUUCAACGUGUGCUGCAUGGGUCUGGUGGCCACCAUCUUCUCCAUCAAGUCACGGGACCGGAAAUAUCUGAACGACCUGCAGGGAGCCGCCGAAUACGGAAGAAAGGCAAAGAUCUUCAACAUCAUCUGCCUCAUCCUCGGGAUCAUUUUGGCCAUCACAUUCAUAAGCCUGUAUGCGAAUUUGUUCAUCCAGCUUCAUCAGCAGGUCCACAGAGAGCAGGACAUGUCCAUUCACGGCUGAGAGCGGGAAAUACACGCAGGAGAGACACGCUGUCAACACCAAAAAUAAUUUAAGGCACACGGGUUAAAUGCCAGACAUGGAGUUAGGUUCAGGGUUAGGUCAAGGGCUAAGGGCUGGUUUAGUCGUUUGUUUUAAGUUAACAGUAAGUCUGUGGUUAAGCAUUGCUCCCAUAAUGAUGCGCUUCCAACCUGUGGCAUUGAGCGGUUGGUAUGGGACUUGGUGCGAUAGAUAGAUAAACCCACUGUGUCCUCCCAUCCCCACCAUUAUCCACGUUUGGCCUAUUCACUUGUAGUUUCUUUGUAACUGUAGGGGCCCUGAUUUCAUAUUGGUGAAUAUUUUUUCAAAGGAAAAAAACAUCCCGUUGGUCUCUAUCAUCAAAAAUGGGUCGUACCGUAAACACGAUGGCAUUUCGGGCAUGCCAUCAAAAUGUUAAUCUAACCAUUGGUGUUCACAGCGAGCUUCUCCGUGAUCCUCUACGCACGCACAGACACACGCAACACGCGCAUGGAGACGCAGGGACACACAUGACACCACUCUACGCUACAUGCAUUGUAGAUUUGUAUCUUGUCAUAAGAGCCGAUGGGUAGAAUGCAGGUGGGGGGGGUUCGCUGGGUUGGCGGUGUAGUUGAAUGUGUUAGUGUGCGUACGUAUAGCUGUCCUACGAUGUGCUUGCUGGUUGUACUGCGCGCCGUUUGCCGUGACGUCCGACGUUUCGCGCUGCGUGCUGGGAACCUCUCCCGGAACAAAACACCACAACACAACCAGGUAACACAUGGGAAAGCUAUACAGCGCUACCCGUAAAAAAAUACAAAUGUAGUGUGGUAGUGUGUGAGCUUCAUAUUCUCUUGCGGUAAAAUAAGGCUUUGGAAUGCUUUAAAACAAAUAAUCAAAUUGUGUCUCAAGCUUUUAAGGCUCGGUGUUUGCAUGCUAGACUGCUUCGGCCAUGCUGCUUCCGAAAACCGACGUGCCCCUGUACCUUUCACAAACCAGCGUAAGCGUACGGGCGUCAUUGUUAUUAGAACCAUACCUGCACCGACUCUUAUCGACGGGAAGUAUAUGCGGUAUACAGCCAUUCUCUUUUCAUAUUAAAAAAAAAAUCAUGUAUUUGGUUUUAUCUCUUUUUAAUCGUAUAUAUUUUUGUUUAACUCACUUUGAUUGACAUAUGCAGUUAGCACAAUGGGCUUAUAUUUCCACGUACGAAUGGCAUACUGCAAGAUAGUAAAAACUCUUUUAACAGCAAAUAUAACCAUGGUCUUGUCCAGAUGACCUCGAGGCUUUAUAUUUAAGUGUGAAUGAAAUUAAAACAUUCACUAAACUUAAUCGUUAUGCUUAUUGUAUGCAUUUUUAUUCGGCAGAUCGCACAUAUAAUGCUGAGAGGGAGGGUGAAGCAUUUUGUUAUCCAAAGCCCUCAGCUAUUAACAUGCAGGACUGUUGACAAUAUUUCUACACAUCUCCUUGAGCCUGGAGCCAAACCUCAGCGAUCCAGUUGCAUGCAACUGAAUCGCUCAAUUGCAUGCAACUGAAUCGCUCAUAUGUGGACGUCCCUGCAAUCCGUUGUGAGCAGUUGCGCAAACCGGCUGCGCAACAGUAGAGACAGACCCACGAGCAUCGGUCUGCUCCGCGAUCGGUUGUUAAGUAUUCUAUCGUGCAUAUUUGUCGUCUACGAUUGACCAUUACGAUCCUCAAUCCGCGGUUUUACCUUGCCUGGCUGCGCGAGUGUGCGGAGGAGAAGCGGCUUAUCGCGGAUCAUUAGGAAGAAGAUUGCCACAUGUAUGGGGGGGGGGGAUGUGUGCAGACACGGUAGGCUUGCUGCGGAUAAGAUGACCGCGGAUGAGAGGAGUUCGUGAACUUAGCACUGGGCAAGUGUGUCAAAAGCAAAACAAAAUGUACAAGCCUCAACUGUUUGAAGGAUUUUUAAACAUAAAGGGAAUUUAUAAUUAAGUACGGGGGGGGGGGGGGGGUGGUGGGUUUUAAAAUUUGCUGGAUUUUUCACUUUCUGGUGCUGUGAGACUUUAACGCUUGAACAUAUUGUCCAGUCUGAUCAAAGUUGGUGGCCUCUUGUUCAACGUCCUUGAUUCUCACAAAGUAUAUCUUAAGGGGGUUACCUAAGACCAAGUCCCCCCCAGCACACAAACAAAGGGAAUUGUUCGUUAUUUUUGUGACCCUCACAUAUCCAUCCACUCAUUAUGGCAGGCUUGCACGCUGCUUGACACGUGAAAGGCAGAGCUUGCAGGUGACCAUGACCUUGUGAUGCCUCGCCAUUGCUUACUUCUGCCAGACCCGUUAGUUGUUACAACGUCGACAGCUUUCAACGUCUUCCCUUAUGCAAUCUGAUCACCAGCACCAUCCGCUUUGUGAGGUCGUCCCCUUGUUACACCAUCGAUACGUCCAUCAAGGACCACUUUUACAGUCUCAUCAUCGCUGGCGUCAGGUUUCCCCAUCUUGAUUGCCGACUUCUGCGCGCGUCACUCCAUCCAACGGCCCGUCUCGGUAACCUGCGCGCCUCCGUGCUGGGCACGCGUUCCACCCAUCGCAGACUCCGCGCGAUAACCAUCGGGGAUCGCGUCUCGCCGCACAGCCUCAACUUUCAAGUCGCCUACCCCAUCCUUUGCAAGAUAUUCCAAGCAUCCUCCGCGGUCACUUAUGUAGGUCUCAACGUCAUUAAACUUCAAAGACGCGCAAAAGGAAUUCUCGACGCGCCUUUCGCCGCCCGCGGUCGUCUGUUCUCCACAUGAGCCUGCCAUAUAUAUAAACAACAACCAACGAUGCCUGCAGCCUUUAUUUUUUUCUCGGGAAUGCAUAAGCCUGCACGAGGUGUGGCCAAACUUCCCGAUCCUACGAGACGCAUACCGACGUUUUCCUCGUGGCUGAGAAUUGCAUAACGCGCGGUUGUCACGCGACCGGUCGUGCCAGUUAGUCGUGGCGUUCCAACAUUUGUGGGGGGGGCGGGGAACAGUUCACGAGCACUCCUGGGAGCACUCCUUGGAGUGCUCCCAGGAGUGCUCGUGUAUUCUAUUGGCUCCGUUGUCAGUGGGGGGGCGGGGGGCGGGCGAGUGCUCCUGGCUGCUCCCGCGUCUGCUGAAAUUCCAUUUGUAUUGAACGCCACUAAAGUUGAUUUCGUGCUUCCGCCGGCCCACGCGCUAUAGGAUCCGCUCGCGAGCAACAUGUGGCACUCACAAUCCACGCUGUGGCCACGCCUUGCCACUCGCUACUACGUGAGCAGUGUAAAACGCGGAAUAUAUUUCGAUGUGUGUGAAUGUUGUACCCUACGUAUGGAUUUGUAAUAACAUUGAUACCAAUAGAUACAUAGCUUGGAAUACA
Molecule: messenger RNA, 3900 nt
Organism: Petromyzon marinus (sea lamprey)
Lineage: Eukaryota; Metazoa; Chordata; Hyperoartia; Petromyzontiformes; Petromyzontidae
Product: dispanin subfamily A member 2b-like
Cellular component (GO): plasma membrane
Source: RefSeq, a predicted model, not a curated record